Messenger RNA from Penicillium subrubescens, 1866 nucleotides. RefSeq lists its product as uncharacterized. Gene Ontology annotation, molecular function: protein binding. The transcript has a single exon. The record is from RefSeq and is a predicted model, not a curated record. Lineage: Eukaryota; Fungi; Ascomycota; Eurotiomycetes; Eurotiales; Aspergillaceae. Bases 1 to 1866 code for a protein of 621 amino acids.
AUGGAACGAUUCAUCCGGCAGAAAUACCAGUACCGAUCGUUGGAAGACGGCAAGCCGAAGCCCCCGAGUCGCGAAGAUGAAAGUUAUACCAGAAGUCAUGAACGUAGGGAAGACCGCAGGGAAGAAAGGCGGGAACGGGAACGGCAGAGGAGCUACGACGAUUCUCAUCGCGAUGAUUACUCUCCCGAAGGCUCGCCGCCACCGCUGCCUCCCAAAUCGGGCAAAUUCUUCGGAUUCGGUCUUCGAUCAGCUUCCUCGACCUCCAACCUGCGCCGAUUCGGAACCAAGUCCAAGGGAUCGAACUCGCCAACAUAUGAUCAGCGAUCCUGGUCCCCACCGCCUCGUCAGACUACCGGCCUCGGUGCGCCAGUCGCCGACGUGACAACUGACUCGUUCGAGGCUAAAAUGGCCGCUCUGCGGGAUAUGGGAUUCAACAACGAUCGGCGAAACGAAAUGGUUCUGCGCGGACUGAACGAGAACCUGGACAAGUCAAUUGAGACGUUGGUGCGAUUGGGAGAAGGCAAUAAACCGGUUUCAAGGGCCAAGACUCCCGUUCCAGCGACCAACACUGCAACGAAGGCUGGUGCUUCGGUGGCUCCCAAGUCGGCGCCGUCACCGAAUCCAUUCGACAUGCCUACUGCGACGCAGCAGCUGCAAAACCCGUCUUACAAUCCAUUUGACCGACCAGCCCAGACACAGACACCACAAUCGGCGCAGAAUUUGGAGGCGUCGUUCCAAAACCUCCAGGUCUCUCAACCGCUCUUCCCGCACUCGACCGGUGGAUAUCCAGCCCAGACAGGCUUGAUGCCGCAGGCAACCUAUCAGCAGCCAAUUACUCCUCCAGCCACUUCGACCUUCCAGAAUGGCUAUGUCUCGUCACCGCAGCCCAUGGACAACAACUACAAUCCUUUCUUCCAACCAACAGCUCAGCCGCAGGGCGGCAUGGGCGCUCAAUCUUUCCCUCACCCCAGCGCGCCGCAGAACAAUCCCUUCUUCAACGCUACGCCGCAAACGCAAAACCCCUACCUGCAGCCUCAGGCCCAGCAGAACACUGCAUCUGUGCAAUCGAUGACCGUCCCUCGACAACCGCAGCAUGCAAACACCAUGCCAGCAAUUUCCUCGACUUCGCCCUUCGGCACCUCUCCUUUUGGUACUUCUCCCUUCGGCCAGGUGCCUUCUUUCCAAACGCAGCCGCAACAGUUGCAACUACAGCAACCUCAGCAAUUCCAGCCCCAGGCGCAGCCCCAGGCUACUGCCCAAGGAUCCUAUAACCCUUUCCAGCAGUCAAUGGGACAACAGAGUGCUGGAGGUUAUCCCAAUCAGCUCCAGCCUCAACAACCACAGCAGCUGAUGCCCCAGCACACAGCCCGCAUGGACAAAACCAGCAUUCUCUCAUUAUACAGCCUCAACCAAGCCCCCUCCACCAUCCCCUCCAUCCCCGAACAAUCCCAAUACCAGUUUCAGCCUGGCGCAGGAACCAGCCCAGCCCCCCCUCUCACAAACUCCCUCAACUCCACACCCAUGACCCAACCUGGCUCGAACAUCCAGACCCCGCAACCCAGCGCGAACGGUCCGGCCAUGGCAUCCCGCAAUCCCUUCGGCGCUGCAACGGUCGGCUCAGGCCUGGCAGCGCAAGCAGGCGUCACAGCUUUCCCUCCAUCCUCGGGUCUGGGCAUUGGAAUGGGUACCAACGGUGCCAUGCCAGCAAAUGGCAUGAAAACCUCGCCCUUUUCCGGUCCACCACCUGUCACCGUCGCUUUUCAACCGAGAACGCACAUAAGUCAGCCGAGCGUGGAUAUCAACGGUCUGCAAAGCGGGCGCCAUAGUCCCGAUGCAUUCGCUAGUCUGAGUGCGCGCUACGGUUAA